AUGUCCAAACCCACUGCAUCCUGUUGCGAGCAGAACGUGCCCAACGUGCUGACGUUUGCACGCCUGGUGGCGGUACCCGUGCUCGUUGCCGUGUGGUUCGCGCCGCUGGCGACGGCUGCGCUGUGGUGCGCCAUCCUGUUUGUGGCGGCGUCAUUCACCGACUGGCUGGAUGGCUACAUCGCCAGGAAGUUUGAGAUUGUUACAACGUUUGGCGCCUUCCUGGACCCCGUGGCCGACAAGAUCAUGGUGACAUCAGCGCUGAUCCUGCUGUCCCUCAGCCCGCCGUCCCCGAUCAAGCCCGAGCAGAUGGCGGCACCCGUGAUGCUCAUCAUUUGCCGCGAAAUCACGAUGUCGGCGCUGCGAGAAUGGGCGGCCGCCGCGGGCGGCGGCGCGCACAAGGCGGUCAAGGUCAACGCCCUUGGCAAGUGGAAGACGGCGCUGCAGAUGACAGCGAUGAGCCUGCUGCUCUUUGGCCGCGACGACACCGUCGUCCCCUCAAUCUGGGCGGCUGCGCACGUGACGCAGACAGGUGUUGUCUGCGCCUCGUUCGUCCUGCUUUGGGGCGCCGCGGGGCUGGCCCUGUGGAGCCUCUCUGCCUACUUUGUGAACGUGUGGAGCCACUUCGUGAUGCCGCAGCCCGCAGCAAAGAAGGUGGCAUGA
This is a messenger RNA of Monoraphidium neglectum, 660 nucleotides long. RefSeq names its product CDP-diacylglycerol--glycerol-3-phosphate 3-phosphatidyltransferase. The record is from RefSeq and is a predicted model, not a curated record. Gene Ontology annotation, biological process: glycerophospholipid biosynthetic process. The coding region runs from base 1 to 660 and encodes 219 amino acids. Gene Ontology annotation, cellular component: membrane. The transcript is spliced from 5 exons. Gene Ontology annotation, molecular function: CDP-diacylglycerol-glycerol-3-phosphate 3-phosphatidyltransferase activity. NCBI's taxonomy places the organism in Eukaryota, Viridiplantae, Chlorophyta, Chlorophyceae, Sphaeropleales, Selenastraceae.